This is a messenger RNA of Morus notabilis, 1478 nucleotides long. Its product is annotated as mitochondrial phosphate carrier protein 3, mitochondrial. The coding region runs from base 211 to 1305 and encodes 364 amino acids. The record is from RefSeq and is a predicted model, not a curated record. Gene Ontology annotation, cellular component: mitochondrial inner membrane. The transcript is spliced from 7 exons. Gene Ontology annotation, molecular function: phosphate transmembrane transporter activity. Gene Ontology annotation, biological process: mitochondrial phosphate ion transmembrane transport. Lineage: Eukaryota; Viridiplantae; Streptophyta; Magnoliopsida; Rosales; Moraceae.
CGUGGAGAAAAAGAAAGGCUUAAAUGUCGUAAAUAUUUAAAACCAAAGGGGUUUAAAGAAAUAAACCAAUCGGACAAUGAAAAGAGCGAGCAAUUAAGACCAGAGGCGUUUGUAAGAAAGGACCGAAGCAAUAAGAAAACAUCAAAGCAACUUCAAUUUAAUUGUUUUCAUCAUUUCAAAACCAACAAAAACAAAAUCAAAUUCUCUUUAAUGGCUUCUCAAGAAGGAAACUGUCGGCGAUCUCUGAUCCCAAGCUUCAUCUACUCUUCUUCUUUUUCUUCUUCUUCUUCUUCUUCGUCGUCUUCUUCGAAGCUGUUUGGUUUGGAUGCUCUGGCGCCGACGAAAACGACGUCGGAUAGGGUGGUGAUUCCGGCGCCGAGUGAGAAGAUCGAGAUGUACUCGCCGGUGUUCUACGCCGCGUGUUUUACCGGAGGUGGUCUGAGCACUGGGCUCACGCACAUGGCCGUCACGCCUCUUGAUCUCGUCAAGUGUAACAUGCAGAUUGACCCGGCUAAGUACAAGAGCGUGAGCUCUGGAUUUGGGGUCUUGCUUAAAGAGCAGGGGAUUAAGGGCUUCUUUAGAGGCUGGGUACCCACAUUGCUUGGCUACAGCGCUCAAGGAGCCUGCAAGUUUGGCUUCUAUGAGUUCUUCAAGAAGUACUAUUCCGACAUUGCGGGGCCCGAGUACGCGGCUAAGUACAAGACGUUGAUCUAUCUUGCGGGUUCAGCGUCGGCUGAGUCCAUUGCUGUUGUUGCCCUCUGCCCCAUGGAGGCUGUGAAAGUCCGUGUCCAAACUCAGCCUGGCUUUGCCAGAGGCUUGUCUGAUGGGCUGCCAAAGUUUGUCAAGUCUGAAGGCGCUCUCGGGUUGUACAAAGGGCUUGUUCCUCUUUGGGGUCGUCAGAUUCCUUAUACAAUGAUGAAAUUUGCGUCCUUUGAGACUAUAGUUGAACUGAUGUACAAGUAUGUAAUACCAACACCUAAAGACCAGUGCAGCAAAAGCUUCCAGCUCGGUGUGAGCUUUGCCAUGGGCUAUGUGGCUGGGGUAUUUUGCGCUGUUGUCUCGCACCCUGCUGACAACUUGGUGUCAUUUCUCAACAAUGCCAAAGGAACAACCGUUGGUGAUGCCGUGAAGCAGCUAGGAUCGUGGGGUCUGUUCACCCGUGGUCUUCCUCUUCGUAUAGUAAUGGUUGGAACACUUACUGGAGUUCAAUGGGGUCUCUACGAUUCCUUUAAGGUUUUUGUUGGGCUGCCAACUACUGGUGGUGCUGCUCCUGAUCCCGCUGCAAUUGCGCCUGCGAAGCACUGAGCUUAAAAUCAAACGGUUGUCUAAUUCGAAUAUUUUUGGCUGUUGAUAUGAACACGACCCAUUAACACGAAUUGCCAGGAGAUGAACUACUUCGGAUAACUUAAUGUUCAGCAGUCUUGUUAAUGCAUCGAUAACUUCCGAUCCCACAAAGUUAUCAUAUCAUCUAUCGCAUG